AGUACACUUGUCAACCGACCUGCCCUGGGAAUCCUGCCACCUGAGAACUUUCCUGAAAAGAUCACUGAAAGUCUUCUCUCAGUGGCUCCGAGUGGAAUGACUCGUGUGCAGACAAUGGCCUGUGGCUCUUGCUCCAAUGAAAAUGCUUACAAAGCUAUGUUUAUCUGGUACCGGAACAAGGAGCGAGGCCACAACAUACCUUCUGAUGAAGACCUCAGCACCUGCAUGAUAAAUCAGGCCCCUGGUUGCCCAGACCUCAGUAUUCUAUCUUUCAUGGGAGGUUUCCAUGGAAGAACCAUGGGUUGCUUGGCAACGACACACUCCAAAUCAAUCCACAAGCUGGACAUACCAUCAUUUGAUUGGCCAAUCGCCCCUUUCCCCAGACUGCAGUACCCACUGGAGGAGUUUACCAAAGAGAACGCACAGGAAGAGGCUCGCUGUCUGGAGGAGGUGGAGGAUCUGAUUGUGAAGUGGAGGCAGAAGGGGAAGCCAGUCGCUGGGAUUGUAAUUGAACCAAUCCAGGCUGAAGGCGGAGAUAACCACGCCUCCCCAGACUUCUUUAGGAACCUCCGCAACAUUGCACACAAGCAUGGCUGUGCUUUCCAUGUUGAUGAAGUCCAGACUGGUGGAGGGAGCACAGGAAAGUUUUGGGCCCAUGAGCACUGGGGCAUGGAUGAUCCUGCUGACAUUGUCUCUUUCAGCAAGAAGCUUCUGACUGGGGGCUUCUACCACAAGAAUGAAUUACAGGCUGACAAGCCAUACCGUAUCUUUAACACAUGGAUGGGUGACCCAUCAAAGAACUUGCUACUGGCUGAGGUUCUCAAUGUGAUUCGCAGAGAAAACCUUCUGGAGGAGGUGAUGCGUUCUGGGAAAGCCUUGCUAAACGGCCUUUAUGAGCUACAGGCUCAGUACCCUGGCAUAUUGAGCCGUGCUCGAGGACAGGGGACCUUCUGUGCCAUUGAUAUCUGUGAUGAUGCAACACGCAACAGCAUCCUGCUCAAGGCCAGAGACAAAGGUGUACUCCUGGGAGGGUGUGGAGAUCGAUCGAUCCGUUUCCGUCCUGCACUGGUUUUCAAGGAGUACCAUGUUCACAUCUUUCUCAACAUCUUCAAUGAUGUGUUGGCCCAGCACAAAUAAAUCCUGAUCCUAAAGGAACCUGACUGACACUACAUGAGCCUGACUUAAUCCAGAAUGUGGAGGGAGGGAAACUCCAGACAGUCCAUGUCAUGAUAAGCACAAUCCAUACAAUAACUCACACAGAUAUCCCUUAUGUUCCAAGAUCCAGGGCCAGGUGAGUUUCUAACAUUGAAGACUGACCAAUAUCCUUAGCAAGAAAUGAUAAUGAUGAUAUACUUUUGCUACCAUUAAAAUGUACACAACAGGUGCCAGUGGGUAAUACCGCAGUAAUUUAAGAUUUCUGUAAAAUCAACCUUAAUGCAAUGCAAAGAAUUUUCUCAUCUGGAUUCAUGUUCUUACAUAUAGAUUAACCCGACUAGCAGUACUCUGGAUGAAGUCAUGACAGAUCUAUAAAUCUAGUACCUUUUAUUUCACACUUUACUGCCUGAGAUUCAGAGGUAUGGAACCAGGCCAAAAUGUGGGUCUGUUCCUUUAAAAGGUAGCACAACAUUAGAUAAAUGUAAAUAAGAUGUCAAAGAUCCAACCUCCGUAUUAACCUCUCUUAAUGGAUCAGAACAAAAUCUUUUGUACAGCUUCUUUUAGUGCUCAUAUGCCAACAUCAUCCCACCACCUGACUCAGUCACUGAAGUGAUUAUAGUUAGCCUGUGUGCUUGUUUUAAAGCUGCACAUAAAAAAAUAUUUUUUUGCCAUAUUUGCUGAAAUUUUCACUGUGUCCUGGCAGUAGUAUAUGAGACAGAUAAUCUGUUAAAAAAAACAGGUUCCCCUUGCUUGUUCUAGUUUUAGCUUGAAGAUAGUUAAUUGUUGAGAGAACCUGAUUUUUUUUCUUUUACAGAUUGUCUGUCUCAUGCUGCUGUCAGGAUAUAUGACCAAAAAAUAUUUUUAGAACAUUUUCGAACUGCAUCUUUAAGAAGGCAGGCAGAAUUCUGUCAGGUAUGAUACUGUGUAGGAGCACACAAUAAAGCUAAGAUGUCAGCCUGCAUGUCAUUUAAUGCUGUCCAUUACAAAUGUCCUUGUUAUGAUUCUGACUGAUGUGUUGAUCUUAAUAGAAAUGACCUUUAAGCUUGAAAUGUUGUAGCCCAGAAAAAUGUGAAACAUAAAUGGACCACAAAAAUGUCAUAGAUUAUUUAGUGCCUGCAUGUAACUUAAAUGUGCUAAUAUUUUUUUUUCUUUUAAUGCCUGAGAGCAGCCAUUGGUAACCUUAACUGAACAAAACUUCUGAACACAUUCACUUUACUCUUGAAUGAGAGCUUCAUAUCAGUUGGCACGUUUGUUUCUGAAAACUUGUUUACUUUUACUACUUGGUUAUGAUUUUGAAUUUAACACUCAUUUAUGACGGAACAGAGAGAGUUUCCUUAAUUUAAAGCACAGUUUCAGUUUGCACCAAGCUGUUUCUGAGAUGUUGAAUGUUGCUUGUCAUAUAGAUAAACAUGGUGGCCCCUAAGGAGCAAACACUUGCAUAAGCAAAAGCAACAACAUUAAGGAAAUGUGCUCCAAAAUCCAAAAUUACUACAAACUGAAAAACACAUUUGAGAGUUAUAACACAAAUAUUCAGACAAAAUGCAACAAAUAAUAAAACGCAUACAAAUGUAAAAAGACAAACAUGGACUUGUGCUUAUACUUCAAGCAGCUGUUUAUCCUAUAUUAGGUAGCCUACUUGCUAAAGUUUGUGCAUUACGUCUAAACAUGCUACACUUAAUUGUGUGUAAUUCCAUAAUAAGGCUUUUUUACAUGAGCUUUGAAUAUACUGCUACACGAAUUUGGAUUCAGGGAUUAUUAGAAGGUAUUGUAGAAGACAAUAGUUUGUUUAAAGUUAAAAGCAACUGUACCUGCUUUAGAUUCUUGAAACCGUUUUGCUCUCAUCCAAAGGCCAGAUGUGAUAUACUAUGACCUUGAUGACUAAGAAUUUUCACAGACAUAGUCAAUAGUUUUUAAUUAAACAGGUAGUCUCAGACUCAUUACUUGCCACAUUUGGAACUGUCAGAUCCCCUGAAAACACCUGAAAACAUUUCCAACAAAGCAUUAAUCUCAGGGCAUCCUGAUAGCUCACCUGAUAGUGUUGGCACCUUUGUCUCAUUGUAGUUGGACAGGCUGUAAUGGGCUCAUUACUGCCCCCUAAGACUAGAGGGCAGGAAACAACCACUGGUACUUGCAACCUCAGUUAUAGUGGGUUUAUCCCAACCCAAGCAAUCAAAAGUAAUACUGUUUGGAAAUCCUAUCGAAUCGAUUCAAUUCAAUUUUAUUAGUAUAGCACCAGUAACAAAUGACAGUGUCCUCAGUGUCCUUAGUGUCACUAACUUUUCAAACGGCGGCAAGGAAAAACAUCCUUUUAAGAGGCAGAAACCUCGGACAGACACCGGCUCUAGGUGGGUGGCGGUCUGCCUUCACCAGUGAUGGAGGUGUUUCAAACUGUAUUUUUCAAGUUUACAAAAACAAUAUAUGAAAACUAACUGGCUGGGUUUGCAAAUGCUUGUAUGGUUAACUUCCACACCUCAGAUAAAGUGCAGCACGCAGACAGGAACUAUCUCCCGUGCAGUGGAUGACACAUACCCAAACUGUAGCUCAGUUGCUCAGCUUGAACUUAAAGCACAGGUCCAUCAAACAGGGUGGUAUAUAAAGACGUCAGGUAAUGGGUAAAUAUAAAGAUGUAGUACAUAAAGUCUAACAGCACAAAUUUUAUAAAUACUUGUGGAAUUUCCAUUCUUAUUUGUAAAUCUUCUGGAGUUGAUGCUCUGCUGUAGAACACCUCAGACCUUCAUCAGUGUCUAUGAAUGCCCCAUGGAGCUUUUAGGCAAGUGUUAGGAAUGUGUAGCAGUUCAUAAAAUAAACAAAUACAUUGUGUAUUAAUUUCUUAAUAAUUAUUAACUCACUACAAUUUUAUAUAUAUGGAUAUAUUUACAUCUUUUUACAUUAAUGUUGCAGAAAUUAUAUCCUGUAAGCCUGAUGUGAAUGAUGUGUUAUACAUAAUUCCCAGAGUCAGUUUGUCUCGUACAAAUUAAACGUGAAUUGAAAUGAAGAUUUAAUGAAAUACAUAGGGUUCACGGUGGAGCAAUGCGAUGGUGAUGAUGACAACAGUGCUCUCCUUGUUGUCACUAUUUGUCAGUAUCCAUGAUGACCUUUAACGUCUUUGACAUUAACUAUUUGCACUUGUGAUCUGAGAUAGAUGAUUGAAUU
This is a messenger RNA of Morone saxatilis (striped sea-bass), 4308 nucleotides long. RefSeq names its product 4-aminobutyrate aminotransferase (gene abat). Lineage: Eukaryota; Metazoa; Chordata; Actinopteri; Moronidae. Gene Ontology annotation, cellular component: mitochondrion. Gene Ontology annotation, molecular function: pyridoxal phosphate binding. Gene Ontology annotation, biological process: GABA catabolic process. The record is from RefSeq and is a predicted model, not a curated record.